This is a messenger RNA of Eurytemora carolleeae, 1420 nucleotides long. RefSeq names its product H/ACA ribonucleoprotein complex non-core subunit NAF1. Lineage: Eukaryota; Metazoa; Arthropoda; Copepoda; Calanoida; Temoridae. Gene Ontology annotation, cellular component: sno(s)RNA-containing ribonucleoprotein complex. The transcript is spliced from 2 exons. Gene Ontology annotation, biological process: ribosome biogenesis; pseudouridine synthesis; box H/ACA snoRNP assembly. The coding region runs from base 29 to 1396 and encodes 455 amino acids. Gene Ontology annotation, molecular function: RNA binding. The record is from RefSeq and is a predicted model, not a curated record.
UAUUUAAAAGAUUGAUUUCAGAUUAACGAUGGCCGGGUCCCUGGUCUGUUACACAGUAGAGUCGGGGUCGGAUUCAGAUGAUGAGAUGGAUAUUAAACCUGAACUAGAAACUGUUCAACAUACUCCAACUGAAGUCGUGAACACUAUUCUUGUUGAACUCCUGGAUUCUGUUUUUACAGGAACCAGAGACUUCUCCGAUAUGUACAUUAAGGAGGAACCCAUCGACCCGGAUGAUAUCAAGGAGGAGUUUGAUCAGGACUACAGAGACGGAAUCAAGGUUGAGAUUGACUCCGAUGACUGUGAGUCUGACUCCGAUGAUUCCUCUGACUGCAGUUCAGUAAUAGCAGAGGUUCCCGAUAUAAAACAAGAAGUCGUAAAAGAAGGCCCGCCGAGAACAAAGAAUGAGCUAAGACUGUGUGAUCUACCUCCUGUAGAGGAUCUAGAGGUUCAGGUUCCAGAAUCCGAAGUGAAGAAGAUGGGACGGAUAUCCAGCUGGGUGGAGGAACUGGUUGUCAUUGAAUCCUGUUCUGGAAUCCCUGCUAUCGAUGUAGAUUCUGUCCUUUUCCUUGACAACGGACAAAGAGCUCUUGGAAGAGUUUUCGAUGUUUUUGGUCCGGUUUCUCAACCUUACUACUCCGUCAGGUUCAACUCUGAUAAACAUAUCCAGGAGAAGGGUCUGGAGCGGGGUAUGGAUGUAUUCUAUGCUCCGAAGUCUGAAUACACUUCCUUUAUAUUCCUGGAGCAGUUGAUGCGUCUAAAGAUUAGUGACGCGUCCUGGAAGGAUGAUGAGGAACCACCUCCACAGUUCCUAGACUACUCGGACGACGAGGAGGAGAGGAAAGCAAAGCAGACCAGGGCCAUAGAGAAAAUGGUGGAGAGUGGAGCUACAGAGGAAGAGGUUCAGAGGAAAAAAGCUAAAUUCUCUGGCGCAGCAGCUAGAAGUAGAGGCAGGGGCAGAGGUGCCCCAAACCAACCUAGAUACCAGGAGAAUGCACAGGAUGGAAACUUGAGUUAUAACAGUCAGAGACACGAUAACGGACUUUACGAUCGAACCAUGAAUCCCUUUUAUAGACAAGGUAGAAAUUUUAACCCCCAAGAUAUGGGUCCGAUUAGAUGGAACAGCUAUAGACCUGGAGGAAACCAGGAACCCGGAUAUGGAAACCAGGAACCCGGUUAUGGAAACCAGGAACCCGGAUAUAGACAGGACGGAUAUUCAAGCAAUGCAGGGUAUUAUUCCCGAUCUCGUCCUUCAGGCUCAGAUCACAGUCAAUCCCAGUAUUACGAAUCCGAUCCAGGAUACUCACAUCGCGGACCCAACUACAACCAGUCUCAACAAAUUUAUAAUCAAUCUCAUUACCAGGGUUGGUCUAACCCUCCGCCUCCUCCACCAUACUAAUAUUCAUUUUUUAUUGCAGAAAAA